Rhincodon typus (whale shark) is the source of this 1208-nucleotide messenger RNA. RefSeq names its product annexin A2-like. Gene Ontology annotation, molecular function: phospholipase inhibitor activity; cytoskeletal protein binding; calcium ion binding. The transcript is spliced from 13 exons. The record is from RefSeq and is a predicted model, not a curated record. Gene Ontology annotation, cellular component: cytoplasm. Bases 87 to 1208 code for a protein of 373 amino acids. NCBI's taxonomy places the organism in Eukaryota, Metazoa, Chordata, Chondrichthyes, Orectolobiformes, Rhincodontidae.
CACAGGGUGGGGCUUUUAAAUUUGAGUUGUCAGAGAAGCCAUUUGUAGUUCUGGAGGCUGGAGUGACUGAUUGUUCUGUAGACAAAAUGGCAGAAGUUCACGAUAUCUUAUCCCAAGUGUGCCUGGGCACAGAUGAUCUUUCUGAUGGAGCCACAGUGAAACCAGCUGUUAAUUUCAAUGCAGAAAAUGAAGCUGUGGAGCUGGAACGGGCUAUUAAAGUCAAAGGUGUGGAUGAGCAUUCUAUCAUCGAUGUAUUGACGAAGUGUAGCAAUGCACAACGACAGGACAUUGCCUUUUGUUACGAAAGGAGAACAAAGCAGAAACUGGAGGAUAAACUGCACUCUGCUCUCUCUGAUCCUCUGCGAUCUGUCAUCCUGGGGUUGCUGAAGACUCCAGUCAAAUACGAUGCCUCUGAAGUGCGAGGUGCAGUUAAGGGUUUGGGAACCAAUGAAGCCACUCUGAUUGAGAUCCUGUGCUCUCGCACAAACAAGGAAAUCCAGGAUAUGAAUGUGACCUACCAAGAGGUUUACAAGAAAGAUAUGAUUAAGGACAUCAAGGAGGAUACUUCUGGAGAUUUCUGCAAGCUUCUUUGUGCCCUAGCAAAGGGAAACCGUCCAGAGCCCUCCAACGUGGUCGAUAAUGAGCAGAUUGAUGAGGAUGCACGGGCCCUCUAUGAAGCUGGAGUGAAGAACCGUGGAACCGAUGUGAAAACAUGGAUGUCUAUAAUGACUGAGAGGAGCAUUCCUCACCUGCAGAGAGUUUUCGGCCGAUAUAAAACCUACAGCUGCUACGAUAUGUUGGAAAGCAUUGAUCGCGAGGUCAAGAAAGAUCUAAAAAAUAACUUUUUAGGCCUGGUGCAGUGUAUCCUGAACACUCCGGAAUUUUUUGCAGACAAGUUAUCCCAAAUGCAGGGAGGUUUGAAGAAGGAUGUUUUGACAAGGAUCAUGGUGUCUCGCUCAGAAAUUGACCUGCUCUACAUCAGGAAAGAGUUUAAGAAGAAGACUGGAAAAUCCCUGCAGCAAUUUAUUAUUCCUGGAGGCUGGCAGGUGAAGGAGGAGGCCUCCGGUGGCAGCAGCAGCGAUGCCAGGACGAGUUGGACACGACCACCACACCAGCCCUGGGUCUCCUGGCAAUCGGGGAGCAGGUCUCAGGCUGACUCCCCUGGCCUGGACUCGCAGGCUGAGCCAAGGUUCCAGGUCCACGACUAG